Penicillium brasilianum is the source of this 1795-nucleotide messenger RNA. Lineage: Eukaryota; Fungi; Ascomycota; Eurotiomycetes; Eurotiales; Aspergillaceae. The record is from the annotation of a GenBank genome assembly.
AUGUGGGCCAUUUUGUAUCUGGAGUGUGCGAUCUUCUAUCAGGCCAUCCACACUCAGUCUCUGGUGAUUACCGCCCAAAGUAAAGGAGAUCCUAAUUUGGCUCAGCAUCGGACACGCUUGCAAUUGGUUGGCGGUGAGAAUCUGCCGCGUGUGGAUAUUCUAGUUCCUUGUUGCGGAGAGCCCUUGGAGUUUAUUCUCGAUACUCUAUACGCAAGCUGUCGGAUAGAUUAUCCCUCGAAGCGAUUUCGAGUUAUAGUCCUUGACGAUGGACAAUCGAUGCCCCUUCGCAAGGCGGUGGGAGAGCUUCAACAGACCUGGGGCAAUAUCCAUUACCAAUCUCGUGGCCUUAGUCCAGACCGACAAGAUUUUGCAAAAGCCGGGAAUCUUAAUUUCGCACUCUUUGACCUGGAGGCCCCCACGGAAGGCCCGUCGGAAUAUAUCGCUAUCUUAGAUGCAGAUUUCAUGCCUUCGCCCAACUUUCUUCGUUCCACGCUGCCUCAUUUAAUGAAGUUCCCUAAGCUAGCACUAGUGGGCACCCCUCAAUAUUUUUACAAUAUUCCAGCUGGUGACCCGCUGGCUCAGGGUCUGGGAAAUUGGCAGGGUAUGCUUCUUCCACAAUUGAAUCAGCUUGGGGUGGCCAUUAAUGGUGGCUCGGGGUGCGUAAUCCGUCGUGAUUUGCUACUGGAGCACCAAGGGUUCCCCACCAUCUCAAUGGCAGAAGAUCUCAUGCUCUCCCUCGUCCUCAUAGGAACUGGUAGCCAGCUUAUUGUCCUCGAUGAUAUAUUGCAGCUAGGUCGAGUCCCAGCGUCGCUACAAGGUCACGUAUCGCAACGGAGACGUUGGUGUAUUUCCCUCUCGCAGCAAGUGAUGGCUUUAAAAAGGACUAAGGAGAAUACUGUGCCGUCCGCACUCCGCUGGUCCAUUGCCUGUCAGGGAAUAUUCUUCAUAAUAGACUUGGUGAAUCGCGCUCUCGCCUUUAUCAUGAUUCCUCUAGCGUUGCUAUCCGAUCAGCCGCUGGUUCCUGCUGCAUCGCGACUAGAGCUGAAGAUUCAAGGAUGCCUGGCAGUCAUGUCUCUUACUUUCAUGUGGGGUUUCGAAUGGCUAAUGAUGGCACGCUCGGAUUUUCGUGCUCCGGCAUUUUCUCACCUUGAAGAGCUCUGGAUGGCGCCUGGCCAAUUAUAUGCACUCAUAUGCUUCUACCUCCUUCCAGCCCAGUCCCCAGGAUCAUUGGUGACAGGUAGCGCGUUGAACCCCUGGAAUACUACUUCAAUCUCUGGCAGACGACUCCAUGAGCUGAAACGAAACCUCUGGGAUGCAGGGGUCGCAAUUAACCUUACAUCCUUUGUUUUCAUCAUCACUGCAGUACUGCACGCAAUCAGAUAUGCGAUGGAUAACUACGAACAGUCUCUGCGAUUCGUUGCGACAGGACUUUUAUGGCCGCCAGUACUACAUAUAUGCUACCUGCUUAUAUCAUCCAACUGGAUUCCUCUAUCCUGUACCGCGUGGCCCGUUUCUUGGCCGACGCAUUCUUCGAGACCUAACAUGAAGUCUGGUCCGCGAGGAGCCUAUGCCAUCUUGACUCAGCCAGAAGUCCAGCAAGCACAUUUCUCGCAUCGAUUAUCUCGCUUUGGCUACGCCGGGCACUAUAUACUCAUUUUUCUGGGGCUUUUCGUCCUUUUCGGAGCAUUUGUGGCUGUCUGAAAUGGCACUGCGAAUACUCAGGCAUACUUUCAAGAUUAUGGACCCUUUUAUUGGUGACCUCGCGCAGUCAAGAGAGAUUACGAGCAUCUUUAGU